This is a messenger RNA of Melampsora larici-populina 98AG31, 420 nucleotides long. RefSeq lists its product as uncharacterized. Lineage: Eukaryota; Fungi; Basidiomycota; Pucciniomycetes; Pucciniales; Melampsoraceae. Gene Ontology annotation, cellular component: nucleus. Gene Ontology annotation, biological process: DNA damage tolerance; protein K63-linked ubiquitination. The coding region runs from base 1 to 420 and encodes 139 amino acids. The transcript has 6 exons. The record is from RefSeq and is a predicted model, not a curated record.
AUGUCUGGAACACAAGUUCCACGAAAUUUUAGACUACUAGAAGAAUUAGAGAAAGGUGAAAAAGGAUUAGGAGAUGGUACAUGUUCUUAUGGACUUGCAGAUGGAGAUGAUAUCACUAUGACAAAAUGGAAUGGAACGAUCAUUGGUCCAAGUCAUAGUGUACAUGAGAAUAGAAUUUAUGAUAUAAAGAUUACUUGUGGUAAUUUUUAUCCUGAUAAACCACCUACUAUUCAUUUUCUUACUAAGAUCAAUAUGCCAUGUGUGAAUUCGACAACUGGAGAGGUGGAAGCUUCACAUUUCCCAUUACUCGAGAAUUGGCGUCGAAACUAUACACUCGAGACUGUUCUUGUAGAGCUCAGAAGGGAAAUGUUACGGGCCGGUCGAAAACUACCCCAGCCACCCGAAGGCACUAUGUUUUGA